This is a messenger RNA of Arachis duranensis, 1236 nucleotides long. RefSeq lists its product as uncharacterized. Bases 434 to 949 code for a protein of 171 amino acids. The record is from RefSeq and is a predicted model, not a curated record. NCBI's taxonomy places the organism in Eukaryota, Viridiplantae, Streptophyta, Magnoliopsida, Fabales, Fabaceae. The transcript has a single exon.
AAUCUUAAACACCAUACUAUUGUUCUCAUACAUUGUUAUUAAGGUACCCUUUUGCAUAAAUAUGGGAAAAAUACAUCUUUUAUUGAUUCUUACUUCACUUUCUUUUAUAGAUAUAUUGUGUAUCAAUUAUUGUUUUCAACAAAUUUAAGCAAAGGAAAUGAGUGGUUGCCUUUUGUUAUGUUUAGACAUCUAUGGCCCUGGCCUACUUAUGAGUGGCCAUAAACUUGCUUGAAAGACUUGUGUAAUGAGAUAGUUAGUAAACAAGAUCAUAGAGAGAGAAAGCACACAUAUCAUUCUUGCUUUGGUUUUUGCAGCAGUUGAACUAAAAGUCUAAAACCCCUCCCUAAACAACUUCAAGGUCCACCUUCACAAACCUAAUCAAAAUCCAUUCAUAAUUUCUUUUCAAUCUUUUAGAGUUCUGAUUAUCCAAGCCAUGGAUACAGAUGAAUUCAGUUUCCCUAGAAUCAGUGAUACUCAUGCACAUGCCAUUGAUUCACCUCCUUUGUGGAAUCUAUCACCAGCAGCAUCUCCUAAUCCAUACCAAAGAAACAAAGGAGAAGAAGAUUGUGAUUUCUUUGGAGCAAAACUGAUAUCUCAGGUUCAGAGGAAGAGCUUCUCAUCAGUUGAGACCAGAAUUCAACAACGAACUUUGUUGGAUGAUGAUGAGGAAGAAGAGAAAAUGGACUUGUUGUGGGAGGAUUUCAAUGAGGAGUUGAUGUGCUCUUCAACAACAGGUUCUUCUGCUACAUCUUCUUCAAGAGAAGUUGAUGAAUUCAGAUGUGCUACUCCAGCUUCAUCAAGAUUUGCCAAUAAUAAUAAUAAUAAUGGUGCACUAGUUCCAGCAACUAAGAAUAUCAAUAGGCCUAGCAUGGUGGUGAUUGUGAAGGUCUUGAAGAAGCUCUUCUCUGUUAACAACUAUCAAAAGCAACCAAGAAGGAGAGUAAGAUAAUGAUCCUUUUCCUGUGGUGAUUUAUGUCAAUCAGGUAUAAAAUUAGAAAGCCUUUUAUUAGUCUAUGGUGAGGGGCUUAAUCCUUAUCACUGGAGAGCUAUGCCUCAUCAAAUGCAAUGUAGAUAUAAAUUAUAGAGAGAAAUUUUCUUUCAUUCAUUGUUACAUGUCACAUAUGUUCCUAUUGGUUCUGUUCUAAUCUUUUUUAGCCAAGCCAAUUAGAUGAAGUUUUAGGCUUUUAAAGUGGCACUAUAAUCUUCUUGUUUUGGUAGAGGAAGGAAAAUAAGCAC